Molecule: messenger RNA, 1007 nt
Organism: Mustela erminea (ermine)
Lineage: Eukaryota; Metazoa; Chordata; Mammalia; Carnivora; Mustelidae
Product: translation initiation factor IF-2-like
Exons: 2
Coding region: 1-906 (301 amino acids)
Source: RefSeq, a predicted model, not a curated record
AUGGUGGUGGUGCGUCUAGUGGCUGCUCGCCGGGACGAGACAUGCGCCCUGUCCUCGCCUCCCUCGCCCGGCCCGCGGCUCGCCUUCGCGCACACACACCGACACUGCGCCGCGGCCGCCGCACGCGCGCCCGCACCCGCCCCGCACGCCCGCACCCGCGCGCCCCUCCCCGAGCGCCGCGCUACCUCCGCGCGCCCCUCGCCCCCAGCUCGGCCGGCUGCUCCCCGCCGGCGCUCCCCGCGCGCCCCACGCUCCGCGGCCGGGCUGGAGUCGGGCUUUCCCUGCUCACCACUCGCCCACUCCCUCCUCUGUUCUCCCCCAGCUCGCGGAGGGACCUACUCCGGUGAUGGGCACCCCCAGCGCCCCUUUCUCCGCUUCUCCCGGCGCCUCGGCGUCUCCGCCGCACUGGGCAGGAAAUCGGCCCCGCGGGCGGGGUGCGCAAGCCCGGAUCAGGGGCUCGGGGAGUUAGUGGCUCCCCAGGCCCCCGGCCCCCUGCCGCAUUCUUGCAGGCUCGCGGGGAGGACCGGCUGCCUCGCUCCCCGACAGCCCUUGCCCUUCUCCCAGCCUCGCCCUCUUCUGCCACUGGGCUGCGCGCGGGGGACUCCGGUCCUCGCUGCAGCAAAGAUUUCUCACCAGCAAACAGCCCGGGAAUCUGGAGAGCCUGAGACAGGAAUGGAUGAGGUGAAGGGGCCCGGAGAGGGAGAGGAGGAGACUAGAAGGCAAAGGGCAGCCCCAGCAGGUUUAAAAGACUUCAGCGCUGCCUUGAUGGUGUCCAUGGUUGUGCGGACUGGAAAGAAGAACGCGGAUUAUCCUAGCAAGCGUCCAGGCUCUGGUGUCCCUUCGGGGGCACGGUGGCGAGGUCAUUUCAGCAGAUGGAUGGAGUCUGUGCGAACCCCCAGAGAGUGAGUGUGGCAGCCGGGAAAGGCAGGUUUCUGAUUUCCUCUCUGUGGCCUGAGGUCUCCUGCUGUCCACAGUAAAUGCGAUCCACUAAUGCAUUAAACGGUGAG